GCGCAUUCAGAACACAAAGUCAGUGCCCUGCAGAUGGUGCUUUCUUGCCUUUCCCUCUCCGCCUCAUUCGUUCUAGUGGGAGUGCAGGGGCAGCAUCUCCGAAUCUAACAGUUUAAGAACAUCAAUCCAAAACAAGAGGACACGGACUCUGACUGCCAAGUGUUAAUUGUUUCGUCCGCUGGUUACCGCAGUCUUGAGUAGAGCGGUCCCGGGAAGCUUUAUUUGUCAGCGUGCACUUCAAUUUCCCUGAAUAUUUCCGCCGAGCCAAGCUGUCAAAUAAAGCUGACAUUAACAAGAGAGCACUCGCUAUUACGCUCAUAACCUCGGAGCUUAAUCACGGAUAGCACCGGACGGAUAGCGGUGUUGGAUGUCUAUCGCAUGACAGGACUUCGCUAAUAUCACAACACCUUGCUGCAGGAUUUGCACUUCGUUGUGCUGUGCUUACCUAUUAAGAAUGGGGAUCACCGUGGUUUUUGUCCUGUGCGUCCUCACCAUGCCGGUUUUCGGAGCCGGCGACGCGAUCGCUAAACCCAGGAGUUGUGCGGAUGUCAAGCAGUUCUACGCUGGCAAGGGUUUCAAUGUUGCCGGACUUCCACAGAGCGAAAUCUCCGGUGAGCACUUGCGUAUCUGCCCUCAGGGCUACACCUGCUGCACCAGUGAGAUGGAGGAGAAGCUGUCCAACCUGAGUCGCGUGGACUUCGAGCGUCUGGUGAAGGAGGAGGGACGCUCACUGCAGAUCACCCUGAACACCCAGUACAAGAGCUUCGACAGUUACGUGCUGGAGCUGAUUAACCGCUCGGAGAGCACGCUGGCCCAGACGCUGGGUCCGCAGUACCAGCCUAACCUGCGCGUGCUGCAGGACCUGUUCAGCGAGCUGCGCCGAUACUACCGCGGCGCCAACGUCAACCUGGAGGAGGCGCUCAACGAGUUCUGGGUCAAGCUGCUGGAGCGCCUGUUCAAGGCGGCCAACCCGAAGUACGCGCUGACCGACGACUACCUGGAGUGCGUCACCAAGCAGUCGGAGACGCUGCGACCGUUCGGUGAGACGCCACGCGACGCCCAGCAGAAAGUCACGCGCGCCUUCGUGGCCCUGCGCACCUUCAUCCAGGGCCUAGUGACCGGCGGGGAGGUCACCCGCAAAGUCUCCCAGGUGCCACUGAGCCAGGAGUGUGAGCGCGCCCUGAUGAAGCUGAGCUACUGCCCCCAGUGCCGCGGCAUGGCCUCAACCAAGCCCUGCAACCUCUACUGCCUCAACGUGCUCAAGGGCUGCCUGGCCAACCAGGCCGACCUGGACACAGAGUGGAGGAACCUGGCAGACGCCAUGUUGAAGAUUGCCGAUCGCAUCAAGUCUACUGCCAUGGACAGGGUCAUCCAGUCCAUCCCUGUGUACAUCUCAGAGAGCAUCACCUACCUGCAGGAGAAUCAGGCAGUGUUCCGCAGCAAGGUGUUCCAGGCCUGUGGGCAACCCAGUGAGAAUGGAGAUGCCAGCACUGACCCCGCAGAGAGGACCCUGCCCACGGUGGAGAAGCCCAGCACCACCACCUCGCCCACUAGCGAGAAACUGGUCAACGACGUGUCGGACAAAGUGAGAGCCAUGAUGGAGCACUGGGUGAUCCUUCCUAGCAGGCUGUGCGCGGACCGUGUGGCCUCCGGGACGUCCGCCGAGGACAGCUGCUGGAACGGCUCGAGCCGGGGCAGGUACCUGCCAGAGAUGAUGGGUGAUGGCCUGGCCAGCCAGAUUAAUAACCCUGAGGUGGAGAUUGACAUCACCAAGCCAGACAUGACCAUUCGCCAGCAGAUCAUGCAGCUGAAGAUCAUGACCAACCGCCUGAAGAACGCCCUCAAUGGCAACGACGUCGACUUCCAGGACACCAGUGAUGACAUGAGUGGCUCAGGCAGCGGGGUGUGUAGUGACGAGUCGUGUGUCCCCAUCCCUGAGAUCCCCAUGACCAAGACAGUCCAGCCCAAAGAAGCGGCCCCGUUCGAUGAACGCGUGCGGGGCGCAGCCACCCUCAACCUGCCUUGCGUCGCACUCACCUGCCUGCUCUCAUUGGUCACGCUGCUGCUUAGGCGAUAAUUGGCAGACAUCUCCACCAAUGGGGGGACUGAGGUUGGGGGGGAAAGGGAGGAUGAAUGAGGGGGAGGGAGGAAAGGGCUGGGUUAGUUACUUUGCCAAAAAAUACAUUGAAAACAAACAAAAAAGGUAACAAAAUGAAUGGACUCCUUUUUGUCCCCGAUCAAGAACAGAAAGGAAUAUCGUUAGGAUUUCUUUUUUUGUUCUUUCUUCGUCUUCUUUUUUUUUCUAAAUAUGGCACGACUAGAGCUGGUCUUUUUGGUGGUCUUUUUGUUUCUGGUGUUUGGGUUCCUUGAGGGGGAAAAAAAAAACAACAAAUCUGUACUUAGAAAUGUUCAUCAAAACCUUUAGAAAUAGAUCUCUGUAUACUUAAACCAAGUAACCACACCAUGGGAGAGCUUCUUUGUAGUGCUGAGCCAAAUUUUCAUUUUUGUGUGGGGUUUUUUUGCUCCUCAGUAAUACAGGCUUUAAGAUUGUUUAUUUAUUAGUUUUUAAAAAGGGAGAACAGCAGAGUUCUACAUCCAAAGCCUUUUUUUCCUAUUCCUUUAAAAUUGUGAUUGUAAGAGCGCAGGCCCUUAAAAUUCACCCAGAAAAUCUAGUCUUCUGAGUAGGCCCAAAUUGACCAUUAUAAUUUGACUCAUCAGUCCACUCGGGCUUCUUAAAGCAGACAACUUUGGACUGUAAGCACAUUUUCCUUGUCGGUAUCUUCAGGUCCACUUGAUGUGGGCAGUCAGAGUACAUCCAAAUGAUACACACUUUGGAGAAUGUGUGUGAAUCCUGAAGAGUGCAGUCCUGAAUUUUGGGGACAUUUUGGAUUGAAAACCUAAAUUUUAGCUCAGCGCUAUCAGUGAGCAGAUAGAAGAACAGGCUUGAAGAACGGAUGUGGUUGUCUCGUGUGUAAAACACGCUCGCACCAUCUGACAAGCUGAAAAGCUUAAAAUGUGUGCCGUUCUCUCAAGAUUGGUUUGUUUUCUCAAGGCUGAGAGCGACGCGUUCGUGUGUGUGUGUGUGUUUGUGUGUCAGUGUGCAUAUAUGUAUGUGUUUGUGCAUGCACACAUGCGUGUAUGUGUGUGUGCGUGUGUAUGUGUGUGUGUGUGAGAGAGAGAGUUUGUCUCGUCCAGAAGCUCUAGGUUUGUGCAGCUGAGGGAGCUGGGGACCCAAGUGUUGAGAGCUCUGUAGGCCAGUUCAAAGACCAUCAGUAGGCCAGGACAGAACCGCAAAUGGAACACACAGAACAGGAACACUGUCCCAGCUCAGCGAACCCCCCAGUGGAGGCAGGAGAACGCACUGCACUGUAGAACCACUUCUCACAACAACAAGAAAAAAACAAUGUGUAAAUGCUUCUGAUUUGCUUUUUUGAGUUAGAUAAAUUAGGGAUUAUAAAUAUGUGAUGACAAAAUGAAAUCUGUAUUUCUCUCUUUCUCGCUCGCUCGCUCGCUCUCUCUCUCUCUCUUUCUCUUUUUUUGUUUUGCUUCCCAUUCUUUGUAACAUUCUCCUGUGUGAUGCCAAAAUGCAAACUUGGUCUCCCUGAUAAUUCACAGGCAUGCACGCCACAAUGUUUGAAAAACUAUACUGCAAUGUGAGAAUGUUUUUGUACUAGUUUGUUGCAGAGAGUCUGUCAGUGGAACAGAUGCAAGACAGGAUGGGAAAGGGAUAUGUGUGUGUGUUUUAAUCCUGAUGGGUACUAAGGCUUUGUGAGAUCUAUCCCUUUUGUGGAUGGGGAUUUUGUGGAUGAUAGCAAGAGUGUUUGUGUGUGUGUGUGUGUGUGCUUGUGCUUAUAUAUGUGUGUGUGUCUGAGUGCAUGUGUGCAAUAGAUCGUUUUUGCUGCACAUGUGUAGAAAUGUAUGGCAGAGUAUGACUGUGCUUGUUCUUGAGUCGCUGUAGACUUUGAUGUCGAAAGUGGCAGAAAUAUGACUAACACAAGAGGUGCUUGGAAGCGCGGGGAAGCCUAGACAUGACUGCGUCAGACCGCGCCGGAGCCCAUCAUGGGGCUGCUGGGUUGAGUGCAGCCCGUCCUCCUGGCAGGUGCGUUAACAGAUGGCACACAGUGUGUGACGCGUGUGUGUGUGUGUGUGUGUGUAAGUGUGUGCGUGUGUGAUGCCCUUCCCUUCGGGCACUGCCACUGAGCAUGUGGGCUUUUGUAUCGUGGCACAGCACAGCCACCUAGCCCAUGGGUACAGAAAGUGCCCCCUGCUGAUCUCCGCCUUGACGCAGUGCUGGCGAGAUCUGACCCCCUCCGGUCAGCGUGCGCUUGGGAUGCGUUUGAAAGAGGGAACUCUAAUGACCUAGUGCUGGGGUCCCUGGUGUGAGCUGACUGUGUCAGCUUCUUGCAGUAUUUCCCCAUUGCGACAUUCCAAGGCAAAUUACGUAUGGGAAAAUAAAAAACAAACAAACAAACAAACUAACAAAAAACACAAACAAGAUGUAACUUGUUACGUUUCAUACCAAUGGCUGUCCCUCUCUUUGUCUGUCACAUCUCACUGUCAUUGGCUGACAAUUUGCACAACCUCUGUCCCUUUGUCCUAUUUCACCCCCCAGCACCCCCACCCUAACCCCAGCCCCGAUCCUAAAGUUCAUUUCAAUUGCUGCACUUUUCAUGACGCAUGUGGCCUCCCUGUCCACGGGCUGGCGUCGGCUGCAUAACAGCAUCACAGGAUAGGGGAUCAAUACUUGAGAAGCACCCUGCAGAAAGAUCCAUCGAUCGGGACUCCCGAUUUAUGUAUGCGGACAGUACAGGGGUUGAUGGAUGGCGAGAACCGCUCCACUCGGAGACAAAACUAAAGAGCAGUCGGAGACCAGGGGCCCAGUAAGCCCCCUGACCCCUCCCCCCCACCUCUGUCUAAUGUUGAAUGUGGCAGGCAUUUAUGAAAUGUGCCGAAUUUGUUUUGUUUUUCUUUUGAGAAACCAUUCUGAUAUAUAUAUUUUUUCUUUGUCUUCUGUUUUGUCGUUUUAAUGAGGAAAAAAAUGAUAAAUGAAACAUUGGUUUGUUUUCAUAGCCACAACAGUGCAAGGAAAUGAGGUUGGAGAAGAAAAAAAAAUUGAAAAUUAUGUGUCAGUUGCUGUUGUAUGUUCCUGAUACCUUGUGUCAAUUAUAUACGUCAUUAAGAUUUUCAAGA
Molecule: messenger RNA, 5190 nt
Organism: Alosa alosa (allis shad)
Lineage: Eukaryota; Metazoa; Chordata; Actinopteri; Clupeiformes; Clupeidae
Product: glypican-1-like
Exons: 10
Coding region: 455-2077 (540 amino acids)
Biological process (GO): negative regulation of fibroblast growth factor receptor signaling pathway; regulation of protein localization to membrane; cell migration
Cellular component (GO): plasma membrane; synapse; cell surface
Molecular function (GO): fibroblast growth factor binding
Source: RefSeq, a predicted model, not a curated record